This is a messenger RNA of Hirsutella rhossiliensis, 2418 nucleotides long. Its product is annotated as aminotransferase class-III domain-containing protein. The coding region runs from base 1 to 2418 and encodes 805 amino acids. Lineage: Eukaryota; Fungi; Ascomycota; Sordariomycetes; Hypocreales; Ophiocordycipitaceae. Gene Ontology annotation, cellular component: mitochondrion. The record is from RefSeq and is a predicted model, not a curated record. The transcript is spliced from 4 exons. Gene Ontology annotation, biological process: biotin biosynthetic process. Gene Ontology annotation, molecular function: S-adenosyl-L-methionine:8-amino-7-oxononanoate transaminase activity; pyridoxal phosphate binding; dethiobiotin synthase activity.
AUGGAGUCGCCCCUGGCGUCGCUGCUCUGGCGCUCACUCCGCGUCUACCAGGUGUUUGGCGCAAAUACCGACGUUGGCAAGACCGUCUUUGCUACGCUGCUCGGCAGGACCGCCAGGAAGCUCUGGCGAGACGAGGCCGUGACGUAUCUGAAGCCCGUGUCGACGGGGCCGGCCCAUGAAGCGGAUCAUUGCCACAUAAAUCGCUUCGUCCCUGGCGUCGCCUACAAAACGCUAUUUCAGUAUGACAUACCCGUCAGUCCGCACAAAGCUGCACUGGCCUCGGGCAAGCCCGUCCCCUCAGAGGACGCCUUGCUAGCCAAGUGCCGCGAGUACGCCGCCGAUUGCAAUGCCCGGCGCGGAAAGGGCUGGCUGUUUCUCGAAACCGCCGGCGGUGUUCAUUCACCCAGUGUCUCAGGCCGCACGCAGGCUGAUCUUUACAUCCCGCUGCGCAUCCCAACCGUUUUGAUAGGCGACUCUCGCCUCGGCGGCAUCUCGCAAACCAUUUCUGCCUUUGAGUCCCUGCUGCUGCGCGGCUAUCAAGUCGAGUCGAUCCUGCUAUUUGAGAAUGCCCGGUAUGAGAAUCACCGCUAUCUCAGUGACUACUUCCAGGAGCAUCACCGAGUCCCCGUCACCAGCGCGGCCGAGCCGCCCCGUAAGAGCGACGAUGCUCGUCUCGACGCCGAGGCCAUGGCCGAGUACUAUGACAGGACGGGUUGUCGUGAGACCGCCGGCAGUGUCCUCGAGCACCUGCGUCGCCGCCACAGCGAGCGCAUCGCUUCACUCGAGUCGCUACCCGAAAAGGCUCACCGGCACAUCUGGUACCCCUUUACGCAGCAGAGCUUGCUCGGCCCGGCAGACAUCAUGGCCAUUGACUCGGCACACGGCGACCACUUCCAGACCCUGAUUCCCCAAGCCGCCACCGAGGACGCCGCGUCGGGCAAGUCGCUGCUUAGGUCCUCGUUCGACGGGUCGGCGUCUUGGUGGACGCAGGGCCUGGGCCACUCCAACCCACGCCUGACUCUGGCUGCCGCCUCGGCUGCAGGGAGGUAUGGACACGUCAUGUUCGCCGGAGCAGUCCACGAGCCAGCCAUGGAGCUUGCCGAGACGCUGCUGCAAACCAUGGGCAACCCUCGCCUCAGCCGCGUCUUCUACUCGGACAACGGAAGCACCGGCAACGAGGUCGCCCUCAAGAUGGGCCUGCGGGCCGCGCGGCUGCGUUACGGGCCAGACGACGAGCAGCAGCUAGGCAUCCUCGGCCUCAAGGGUGGUUAUCAUGGCGACACCCUCGGGGCCAUGGACUGUGCGGAGCCGUGUCUGUUUAAUGACAAGGUUGAGUGGUACGACGGCAAGGGUUACUGGUUCGAUUACCCGACAGUUCUGUGCUCGAAUGGCGAGUGGUCUGUCAAGAUCGACGGUGGCGGGUUGCGAGCCGAGUUGGGCGACGCCAAGCGCUUCAGGUCACUCGAUGAGAUAUUCGACAUGGAGGCCAGAGAGAAACGUGGCGAGCACCAGCCGUACGAGAAGCACAUUGUGGAUAUUCUAGAUCGUCUGCAUAAGCAGGGCCGCAGAUUCGGCGCCUUGAUCCUCGAGCCCAUCGUCAUCGGCGCAGGCGGCAUGGCUCUCGUCGACCCCCUCUUUCAACGCACGCUGGUCAACGUGGUGCGACGGUCAACCCGUCUCUUCAGCGCGUCCUCGGGCGCCGCCUCGCCUCCACCAACGACGGGCCCGCAUGACUGGGCCGGCCUGCCCGUCAUCUUCGACGAGGUCUUCACCGGCUUAUACCGCCUCGGCCGGCGCACGCCGUCGUCCUUUCUCGGCGUCCACCCGGACAUUUCAGUGCAUGCCAAGCUCCUGACGGGGGGGCUUGUCCCCCUGUGUGCCACGCUGGCUUCCGAGUCCAUCUUCGACGUCUUCAGCAGCCCAGACAAGACGGACGCCCUGCUGCACGGCCACAGCUACACGGCGCAUCCCGUCGGGUGCCAGGUCGCGCUCGAGUCGGUGCGCGCGAUGCAGGCCAUGGAGCGGAGGGGGGAUUGGGACUGGGCCAAGAAUCAGGGGUGGACGGGGGCGGGGAGGCAAGAAGGCGACAACUUGAGCGAAGGCGUCUGGUCUGUGUGGCCGCGCGACUUUGUCGAGUCACUCUCGCGCCGGUCGCAGCGCGUGGAUGGAGUAUGGGCUCUGGGAAGUGUUCUCGCGAUCCAUCUUCGAGAUGGGGCGGGCACCGGAUACAGCAGCAACGCCGCCGCGGGACUCCGCGAGGCCCUCGGCCGCGGACGAGACGAGCCCGGCGUGCGAGGGCCGUGGAAUGUGCACGCCAGGGUGCUGGGCAAUGUUCUGUAUCUCAUGACGAGCCAGACGACGACGGAGAGUAGCAUCAGACAGCUGACGGAGCUUGUCGAGGAGAGCCUGGCGACGUAA